Messenger RNA from Rhagoletis zephyria (snowberry fruit fly), 1158 nucleotides. The record is from RefSeq and is a predicted model, not a curated record. Lineage: Eukaryota; Metazoa; Arthropoda; Insecta; Diptera; Tephritidae.
GUGGUGGUCUCCAUCUACAGCGUCCUCUUCGUCAUCAGCGCCAUCGGCAACACCACCGUCUUCAUUUCGCUGGUGAAGAAUCGCAAUCGCAAGCUUCGCAUCAAUCUGCUCAUACUCAAUCUGACCAUAGCCGAUCUGAUCGUCACUUACAUUAUGAUCCCGAUGGAGAUUGGCUGGCGAAUCACCAACCAGUGGCUGGCCGGUGAUCUGAUGUGCCGCGUACUGCAGGCAUUCAGAGCCUUUGGUCCGUAUCUCUCCAGCAUGAUCCUCGUCUGCGUCUCACUGGAUCGCUACUUUGCCGUCAUCCACCCGCUGAAGGUGAACGACGCCCACCGCCGCAGCAAGAUCAUGCUGACCUUUGCCUGGCUGACGAGCAUCGUCUGCAGCGUCCCGCAGACCAUCGUCUUUCACACCGCCUCGCAUCCGCUCUUUCCAGACUUUGUGCAGUGCGUCUCCUACAACUCGCUGACCGAGUGGCAGGAGAUCUUCUACAGCACCUUCGGCAUCGCCGCCCUCUACCUCAUUCCUCUGAUCAUCAUCAUCUGCUGCUAUGCGCGCAUCCUCUGGGAGAUCUACCGCCGCUCCAAGGAGUCCACCGAGGACAUGCAAAGCAGUCGUCACCUGAUCCACCGAACCGAGUCGGACGGCGGUGGCAGUACCACCGGUGAAGGAGGAGGAGGAGGAGGAGGAGGCAGCGGCAGUGGUCGUCCUCGAGGGCGAAACAACUCCUAUGUUUCUUCGGGCAGUGGCAAUCACGGGAGUGGCAGCAAGAGCAAUCACAACAAAUUUCACCUGCGGCGGUCAGACAUUGCGCAGAUUGAGAAGGCGCGCAUUAGGACGCUUCGCAUGACCAUAAUCAUCGUUCUCGCCUUUGUCUUCUGCUGGACGCCGUACGCGUCCAUCGUCCUGCUCUUUCACUUCUACAAGCAGAAGGUGGAGGACAUGCAGAAGGACUUGAAGGACGCGCUCUUCAUGUUCGCCGUCAGCAACUCCUGCGUCAAUCCGCUCGUCUACGGCAGCUACACGAUGAACUUCCGGGCGCACUUUCGCCGCUGGGCGGCAGAAAGGGUGCAAGCUUGUCGGCGGUUGGUGGAGCCAAUCGAAGCAAUAGAGGAAGAGGAGGAGGUGGUGGAGGUGGUUGUAGAAGCAGCUGCCUGA